GUGGGGCAGGAUGCCGGGCAGGCCGUGGGUCUGAGCCCAGCCGAGCAGACCGUUGCUGAUGUAACGGGGCUGCAAUCCUGCCGUGUUUUCCUGACUCAUGGUGAUGUCACCGGUUUGCCUCAGCCCCACAAACCCCCUCCCCCUGCUCGGGCACUGAGGGGCACCCCGACCCCUUGGAGCAGCUUUAACCCCUCACUGCCCGGAGCUCCCCUGGGAUCCAGCCCCUCAAGCCCCCUGAGCCCCAUUCCCCAGCCCCCCUUGCUCUCCCUGGCUUCAACGCCCCCAGCGUCUCACAGGCGUCCUGUCCCCCCACAGGACAAGCCCUGCCAUGAGAGAGGAGGUGGAGACGGGCGUCCGGUUCCUGUCGCGCCUGGUGAACCGGCACAGCCGGCUGGACGAGGGGCGCAUGGAACAGUUCGGGGAGCGCCUGGCCGCCAUCCUGCGGGAGAGGUACAGCCAGCACUGGUAUCCCGAGAACCCCGCCAAGGGGCAGGCCUACAGGUGUAUCCGAAUCAACCGGCGGCAGCGGGUGGACGAGUCGCUGCUCCGGGCCUGCGCGGGCUGCGGGCUGGAGUACUCGGAGCUGGCGCUGCCGCGGGAGCUCUCGCUCUGGAUCGACCCGGGGGAGGUCUGUUGUAGGCUUGGGGAGAACAGCCAGUACUUCACGGUGAGCCCCUCGGAAGUGGGCGGCGGCAAAGGGACGCCGGAGCCCGAGACAUCGGACUAUCACUCGGAGUCGCCGUCGGAGAGCUCCUCGGAGGAUGAGGGAUCAGCCCGGCCCUCGCCGGCACCGGCCCCAGCCCCGAGCAGACCCGCCCUGCAGGAGCCCGGCAAACAGGCCGCCGAGUUGUUCUACGUCCCGGCCCCCAUGUGGGUCCCCUGCACCGCCCAGCGCCUGGUCAGCUACAUCCCCACCUACCAGCCCCUCACCUUCUACUACGUCAGCGUCGGAGCAAAGCCCUCGCCGGCGAAGAGAUCCAACCCCGACCGGCUGCGGCGCCUCACCCACCGGGCUGCCAAGGCUUAGGGGCGGGGCAGGGAGAGGGGAGAGCCCCCAGCCCCUCUCCCUCCUGCCCCCCAUCCCUUCCCCCACAAUGAUCUCCACCACGCUCCCAGGUUGAGAGUGGGGGGAACUCACCACAGCAGUACAAACAGUGCCACCUGGUGGCCAUGCAGCGAGCCAGGCUGGAAACGGCUGGAAGUCGGGGAUGUCCUGCCUCCAUCCCCCUGCCCAGCUGGCAUCUUAAGGGUUCACAGCCCCUCUUCUCGUGCAGGGGGUGUGGCCCCAUGGCCGUGGGGCUGAGCCAGUUGAGACUCAGUAUCCUACAGGCCCAUCUACACAGGCAAAGCGCACGGGCAAACUUGCUAUGGAAGGGAAGCCAGGAUGCCUGGGUUCUAUCCCCAGUGCUGGGAGGAUAAUGGGGUCUAGUGGUUAGAGCAGAGG
Messenger RNA from Terrapene triunguis (Three-toed box turtle), 1444 nucleotides. RefSeq names its product protein BTG3-like. Gene Ontology annotation, biological process: negative regulation of mitotic cell cycle; negative regulation of cell population proliferation. Bases 329 to 1027 code for a protein of 232 amino acids. The transcript is spliced from 4 exons. Lineage: Eukaryota; Metazoa; Chordata; Testudines; Emydidae. Gene Ontology annotation, cellular component: nucleus; cytoplasm. The record is from RefSeq and is a predicted model, not a curated record.